This is a messenger RNA of Etheostoma spectabile (orangethroat darter), 3979 nucleotides long. RefSeq names its product retinoic acid receptor alpha-B-like. Gene Ontology annotation, cellular component: nucleus; transcription regulator complex. Gene Ontology annotation, biological process: retinoic acid receptor signaling pathway; cellular response to corticotropin-releasing hormone stimulus; regulation of transcription by RNA polymerase II. Gene Ontology annotation, molecular function: zinc ion binding; nuclear receptor activity; RNA polymerase II cis-regulatory region sequence-specific DNA binding. NCBI's taxonomy places the organism in Eukaryota, Metazoa, Chordata, Actinopteri, Perciformes, Percidae. The record is from RefSeq and is a predicted model, not a curated record.
AGAGAGAGAGAGGCCGUUGGGUACAGCGAGGGUACCACAGGACACUGCUUUCUGCGCUGCUGCUGCUGGACCUCAACAACGAGCAACAGAGGAGGACAAACCCAGACUGCCACGGAUAUCUGCUCGACCUACCUCACCGUCCACGCAAAUUUGACUACCUUUGGAUAUUCUGCUACUUGGUCAUAAAGCGGCAAGUUAAGUGACAGCGCGUAUGUAGCAUCUAUGUGUCGAGGGUGUUUUUAUGUCGCCAACGUUUGGAUUCUGUGAACCGGAGCGAGCGGACGGAGCAGCGCGUUUCCACCGACUGGACCUUUUACUUUUCGGCGAGGGCUACGUUCAUUUACAGCUCACAAGCAGUUGUGCUUGUGAGUAGUCUGUCCACUUGGAGACUGUUCGCCUGGCUGGCCAUUAGCUUUCGAUAUCGAUAAGUGGCUGACGGUCAGCUACUGUGGUUUACAUAAUACAAUUUCAGCUACUAUGGGAACAAACUGCUAGCGCUAGCGACGUGAGGACCUAAACCCGUUGACACAGGCUGUAGACGUCGGGGUCAUUAGCAAAUAUUGAACAUAAUAGGCUCCACACCACAUGUGUGUUUAGCCUAUUUACAUAUUACAGUUCUUCUUCUUUUAAUGAUCUGGUGCUAAAGUGAGGAGGGCUGCGAGUAACUCCACCAGCACAGCAGUUGAGUUGACAAGCACUUGUAGCAUUUGGACUUUAACAAAGACAACAGCGUUUUUUGUUUUCUAAACGUGUUCCGGUCGGGAAAAAACGACAUGACGCAGGUUUGAGUUUGACAGUAAACUGCUGAAAGGUCACCGGGACCGGCCAUCUCUUUUUCUCUUCUCCCCCUCCUCCCAUCAGUCUGCUAUGAAGAUGUGAACUCUUCCCUCCUCUCUCCCUCCCUCCCUUCCUCUUUCUCUCUUCGCCGUCCAGGACGCUUUGAUCUUUUUUUCUCUCUGUUUGGUACGAAGAGAUCAAAGGCGCCGCCCGCCUCUCGGGGAUGUACGAAAGCGGGGAUGUUGUGGGUUUUAGCCCCAGCCCCAGCAGCCCCAGUACGGGCUCUUUUCUGAGCAUGGACUACUACCACAGACCCCCGGGGCUUGGACCGGAGAAGGGACUCCUGUCCGGUGUAGGAGGACUCCAGCGUCCGUUCGGAGGGUCCCUGGUCACCGGCAGACACUGGAGCGGAUCCAGCCACUCUAUAGAGACUGAGAGCACGAGUUCAGGGGAGGACCUGCUUAUCCCCAGCCCCCCCUCACCUCCGCCUCCGCCGCGCAUCUACAAGCCCUGCUUUGUAUGUCAGGACAAAUCUUCAGGAUACCACUAUGGAGUCAGUGCCUGUGAGGGCUGCAAGGGUUUCUUUCGGAGGAGCAUCCAGAAGAACAUGGCCUACACGUGUCACCGAGACAAAGUCUGUGUCAUAAACAAGGUGACGAGGAACCGGUGUCAGUCCUGUCGACUGCAGAAAUGCCUCGACGUUGGCAUGUCCAAAGAGUUGGUGCGAAAUGACAGAAUGAAGAAGAAGAAGGAGGAGAAGAGGCAGGGAGAGACAGAGAUCUACGUCCUGUCAGCCGACACAGAGCAGAUGAUUGAACGAGUCCGCCGGGCCCAUAUGGACACUUUUCCCUCCCUCUGCCAGCUGGGAAAAUACACCACGAGCAAUAGCUCGGAGCACCGUGUCCCUCUGGAUGUCAGUCUUUGGGACAAAUUUAGCGAAUUGUCCACCAAAUGCAUCAUUAAGACAGUGGAGUUCGCCAAGCAUCUCCCUGGUUUCACAACGUUAACCAUUGCUGAUCAGAUCACCCUGCUCAAAUCUGCCUGCCUCGACAUACUGAUUCUAAGGAUCUGCACCCGCUACACCCCAGACCAGGACACCAUGACCUUCUCCGACGGUUUGACUCUGAACCGCACCCAGAUGCACAACGCCGGGUUUGGACCCCUCACAGACCUGGUAUUCUCCUUUGCCAACCAGCUGCUUCCACUGGAGAUGGACGAUGCAGAGACGGGAUUACUCAGCGCCAUCUGCCUCCUCUGUGGCGAUCGUCAGUCGGAAGGUCAGAGAGGUGGAUGUCUUCAGGAGCCAGUGCUUGAAGCCUUGAAGAUCUAUGUGAGGAGGAGGAGGCCUGACAAACCCUGUAUGUUCCCCAAGAUCCUGAUGAAGAUUACUGACCUCAGGAGCAUCAGUGUGAAGGGAGCAGAGCGAGUGAUCACCCUGAAAAUGGAGAUACCCGGCUCCAUGCCUCCCCUGAUCCAGGAAAUGCUGGAGAACUCUGAGGGACUGGAAGGGCACGGAGCCGGGGGAGGGAAAGGGAGAGGAGAAGGCAGAGGAGAGGAUGAAACAGAGGUCGGAAGCCAUGGUCCAAGUCCGUCCCCCAAAUCAGUUCGCUCUCGCAGCCUGAGCCCCGUGCCCCACUCCCCCUCUCCUUCUUCUCCCUCUUCUUCCUCCCCCGCCACCUGAAGUCCUACAACCUGCACUUAUGCUCCACACAGCACCCCCUCCCCCCCACACCGCACAGCGUGGUACUGCCAGAACACCAUCUAAGAACUGCACCUCAUAACAGAUGAUCAGGAAAAGAAAAGGUCAUGAACCCUCUGGGUUACCGGGGACGUGUCCCAUAAACCCUCUGGGUUACCAGGGACAUGUCCCAUGAACCCUCUGGGUUACCGGGGACGUAUCCCAUGAACCCCCUGGGUUACCGGGGACGUGGUUGGUCCAGGACAUUAAUGAAAGUGUCUGGGUGGUGUGAGGGUGAAUGGAAGCAGGUGACCUGCGCUGUGAGGACCAGAUCAUGAUCAUGGAUCCUGGUUUUACAUUAAAGGUUCAUUAUAUGCAGACUGUGGGAACCUAAAUGAAGAAGUUUGGAGACUCUGAACUUCGGACAGACUGAUGAAGAGGAUUCCUCUUAAAUCACACCUUCUCCCUGAUGAAAGUCAUGUAUAGUACGCAGAAUCAGUACGUGUAAUAUAUUGUACAUAAAAAAGGCUGUGAAAGAAGUAAUGAUGGUGUAAGGCGGACUUAUACAAUAAGAUAUUUUCCUAAAUGUACAUGUGGGUUUAUAUACUGGGUAUUUACCCACCCCACCCCCCCCCACAGACACAUCAGGGGAAAUAAUAAUCCUUGACUUGAUUUUCUACCACUGGACUCCAACAUGUCUACUUUCUUCCACUUUGGGCAAAUGCAUAAAUGGAUUUCUCUGUGUCGCUUUGCAUCCCCGUCGUAGAAAUGGAUUUCGUUUGUAAAUGACUCGGAAUCAGAGCUUUUCAUUUGAAAGUAAUUACAAUGUCUGCGCGAUGGUAGACACACUGUGAUACUAGAGGUAGGGCUGCUGGAUUAUGGAGAAAAAAAUCAUAAUCACAAUUUAUUUUGAACAAAAUUGAAAUCUGGAUUAUUUAACAUAAUAAGAUGUUGACUUUGGAAAGAUGUUGCAUUUAUUGAGGUUGACAAAUCAAAAGUGAAAACACCUCGAACACUGACACUUCCCUUUAUACUUUUCCUGUUUUGCACGUUACAUUUUGCAGAAAUGUAACGUUUUUUGUGUCAGUUUUUGUGAUCGUUAGUUGUGAACUGUAAUCACGAGUAAAAGUAUCAUUAAUUGCCCAGCCCUAACCAGGAGUACAAACACCGCCUCACAAGAGGUUUCCCAACGUUUCAUCUACAGGAUAUCUCCGGUGCCCCCGGAGGUCCCACUUUACUGACCACAGCUCUGUGGAGGAAGGUCUGGCAAUGCGCUGGGGAACUACAGCUGUCCAGCUCUGCAGGAUUAUUGUUUCAUUAGGUGAUAUGGAAAUAUCAUCAUCAGGGAUGGCAGGUGCUGCCCCAAAAUGUAUACAAGCUGGAUUUGGUUUUUAUAGUGUGCACCACUAACUACAACAUCCCCUACUUUAUCAGGUACAAUGUCCAUUUUCACUGUUGUCCUCUUUAACUCACUGGUAAAUAUGAAAAUACAGAGAGUUAAUAAAAAUGUAUGAUUUCCUUCUA